AUGGAAGCGGUUAAUUCUAUUAAACCUCCUCGGAAUUCUAUGGAUGCCUCAGAUGUUUUAGCCGAAACAUAUAUUAAUCCUCUAUUCAAAUCAUGUCUAAAUAAGGCAGCUUCUUCUGCUUUUGAUUAUUUGAUUGGAUUGUAUGGGCGCUGCAAUUCUUUAGUUAAUCAGAGUCAUCUAGGGCUUUCUUCCAAGAUAUUUUCAACACUAUCUGAGCGGGCAAAAGUACAAUUUAUUUUAUUUCUUCGAGGACUUUUUUCAUCUUAUCAAGACAUUUCAACAGUCUUCACUAAAUUUAUGUUGACAAAUCUUGAGUCAAUUUCUCCGUUUUUGCGCGAUAUAAUUGUCUGUUGUAAAGAUGUGGCAUUGACUGAUGAGAAUGCGCUAAUUGAGGUUUUCGGUCCGGUUCUUGAUAUUCUUCGCUCUUGUGCAACACACAUUAAUAUGACAAAGCUAUUUGAAGACAAACAUUAUUCUCUUCUCUUGCUUUUGCUUGAAAUUAAAAUGUCUGACAAUACUCGCCCAAUUGCUGAUUUGAUUGUUUCACGUCCAGAUUUCCAUCCUAAGCAUCUUAUCACUAAUUUUAAAGGACGUGAAUUUGUUCAUUCUUCAUUCCUUGGCCCUUUUAUUGCAUUUAGCAUUGCUGGUAGCCAAUCGCCUCUUUACAUUAAAAUGCAUCAAAUCUUUCAUGCAUUAAUUGUAAAUUCUUCAACCAGAAAUCGUACUCUUGGCUAUAUUAGCGAAAUUUUGGACACUAAUAAGAAAUUAUCACAAAUUCAAGUUGAAUAUGAGCAAUUAGCAAAUCCUACUGCAAUGUUGAAUAUGCUUUCCAUUCUUCUUGAUUUUGAUAAAAUUCCUGUUGAAAAAAUUCAAGAUGAUUACAUAUUUCAUCCAAAAUGUCGGAUUAAAAUGGCUGAAAUUAAUACUCUCAAAAUGGAUAAUGAUAUGAUUGAAGCAUAUCGUAAAAAAAUUGAUCUCUCAUAUACUCCCAGCUUUAACACCGAGUGCUUUUAUUUGACUAUUGCUUUUAUGGGGAUUAGGUUAUUACUGAUUAUUGUAUUUAUUUUUUGUUUUUAGCAUG
Messenger RNA from Meloidogyne enterolobii, 1081 nucleotides. NCBI's taxonomy places the organism in Eukaryota, Metazoa, Nematoda, Chromadorea, Rhabditida, Meloidogynidae. The record is from the annotation of a GenBank genome assembly.